AGCGCUCUACCCAGCUGUGCGGCCCUAUUUACCACGCAUGCGCAGCUCACUCUUUCUUUUUCCAGUGCAGCGGAGUCAAUCUGCCGUGUUUGGCUCCUGGCUCCGGUUUCGGAGGCUAAAAAGUCUGCAAAAUGGGAUUUGUUAAAGUAGUGAAAAACAAGGCCUACUUCAAGAGAUACCAGGUGAAGUUCAGGAGGAGGAGAGAGGGAAAGACUGAUUUCUAUGCCCGCAAACGCCUGGUCAUCCAAGACAAGAACAAGUACAACACACCCAAGUACAGGAUGAUCGUCCGCUUUUCCAACAGGGACAUCAUCUGUCAGAUUGCCUACGCCAAGAUCGAGGGUGACUUGAUCGUGUGUGCGGCGUACUCCCAUGAGCUCCCCAAAUACGGCGUGACUGUGGGUCUGACCAACUAUGCUGCGGCCUACUGCACUGGACUGCUCCUCGCCCGCAGGCUGCUGAACAAGUUUGGGCUGGAUAAGGUGUAUGAGGGCCAGGUGGAAGUGACUGGAGAGGAGUUCAAUGUGGAGAGCAUCGACGGAAAGCCUGGUGCCUUUACCUGCUACCUGGACGCCGGCCUCGCCAGAACCACCACUGGCAACAAAGUGUUCGGAGCCCUGAAGGGAGCUGUAGACGGAGGUCUGUCCAUCCCCCACAGCACCAAGCGUUUCCCUGGCUAUGACUCUGAAAGCAAGGAGUUCAACGCUGAGGUUCAUCGCAAACACAUUCUGGGUCAGAACGUGUCUGAGUACAUGAGCCUGCUGAUGGAAGAAGACGAGGACGCCUACAAGAAACAGUUCUCUCGCUUCAUCAAGAACGGAGUCACUCCUGACAGCAUGGAGGAAAUGUACAAGAAGGCGCACACGUCCAUCCGUGAGAACCCAGUGCACGAAAAGAAGCCCAAGAAGGAGGUCAAAAAGAAGAGAUGGAACCGCCGCAAGCUCACUCUGGCCCAGAGGAAAGACCGUGUGGCUCAGAAGAAGGCCAGCUUCCUCCGGGCUCAGGCUGCAGAGGAGGACUAAUCUGGACUCUUCUGGCCUGCAUUAUUGUGCAGAAUUUUGUUCUAAUAAAUAUAUUGAAAAAGA
Molecule: messenger RNA, 1085 nt
Organism: Astyanax mexicanus (Mexican tetra)
Lineage: Eukaryota; Metazoa; Chordata; Actinopteri; Characiformes; Acestrorhamphidae
Gene: rpl5b
Product: ribosomal protein L5b
Exons: 8
Coding region: 132-1022 (296 amino acids)
Biological process (GO): translation; ribosomal large subunit assembly
Cellular component (GO): cytosolic large ribosomal subunit; ribosome
Molecular function (GO): structural constituent of ribosome; 5S rRNA binding
Source: RefSeq, a predicted model, not a curated record